Molecule: messenger RNA, 1234 nt
Organism: Sardina pilchardus (European sardine)
Lineage: Eukaryota; Metazoa; Chordata; Actinopteri; Clupeiformes; Clupeidae
Gene: timm13
Product: translocase of inner mitochondrial membrane 13 homolog (yeast)
Exons: 3
Coding region: 73-360 (95 amino acids)
Source: RefSeq, a predicted model, not a curated record
GGGCACAGUGAAGUUAUCACACGUGUGGACGUAAGGGUAGUACUCGCUCGGGGUGUUGUGUAAAAUUUUAACAUGGACGGCUUUGGAUCAGAUUUUUCCUCUGGUGCUGGUUCCGGCAAAAUGGAUAACAGUACCAUUAUGGAACAAGUAAAAGUACAGAUUGCAGUGGCUAAUGCACAAGAGCUCUUGCAGAGAAUGACAGACAAGUGCUUCAAGAAAUGCAUAGGCAAACCUGGUGGGACUUUGGAUAAUUCAGAACAGAAAUGUAUAGCCAUGUGCAUGGACCGAUACAUGGAUGCAUGGAACACAGUAUCCCGGACCUAUAACUCCAGACUACAGAAGGAAAGGGCGCGCAUGUGAAGGUCAUCCGUUGGUCAUCCACCAGUCAGCCAAACCUCAGUCUUGCCAAACCUGUGGGUGAAGAUGCCUGGUCUGCAGGUGCUAAAUGACUUGCUAUUGUCACAUUGGACCAGAAUCUGAAAUAAAGGAUGUCUGGAGAAUUCAGAUCUUAAGUCAAAAAAGUUUGCCAGUGGAAGCCCCCACCCCACCCCCCAUCACACACACACAAAAAAAAACUAUGCAUGUCUUCAGACACAAUUCUGAAAUCAUGUCUUAUAUCCGUCUGUUUAGCCCUGUGCACUGAUCCCAUUCCUAAUAUGGAUUUCCAUGUGCCUAUUCAUUAGCUUACCACUGAUUGUGUGCAGGUGCAACUCCUCUCCCUAAGGGACAAGGGUGCUUGACGGGCUCACCUUACCUCCUGUAUUCAGAAACCGGCUCUCAUUCACACUGAAGUUAUUUAGGAACUUUGUUUUCAUAACUGUGUCCACGGAACAGCCCACCGCCAUGAUACCUUUGUAGAACAAACUCUAAUUGUCAGACUCGUUUCCCCCCCUCUGUCACAGUAUCUGCCCACCACAGUAGUGGGUCUGUUUGAAAACCCUCUACUGUACCCACAGGCUCUGGCUGGCUUUGUCUAUGGCCAAGUCAGAUUUCUGGGAACCUCUCUCCUCCAUUCAUCUCUGUGGGAUUGUGGGGGACAGAAAUGGCGUGUGAAUUGUGACACAUGGAUGCUCAGAGGAACUGGUCUGAUUUUGUAAAUCCGCAAGGUGGCAAUAUCUAACAAUGUGAUGUGCAUCUGUAUAUUAACUGUUGUAUGAGCCUGUAUAUGGACUGAAGUUUCUUAGAGUUGUGGAAAUAGUCAAAUAAAAAUAUAUUUACACAGGUCUCAGUAAAA